CCUGUGGGGGAGCCACGUCCCAGCUCGGCAUGGAAACUCUCCCCUCCCCUGACCCCCCACCUUGGUCGGCUGUCCCCUAGGCCACCUUCGAGGGAGGCUGAGCCAGGAGGAUCACUUGAGCCCCGGAGUCAGCUGCAGUGAGCCUGGAUGGCACUGCAGCCCCCAGGCUGGGCCCAGGCACUGCUUCCAGCUAACUUCCUGCUGCAAGGUGGCGGGGGCUCCUGUAUCUGAGACGUGGUCACUGAUUUUGGUUGAGUUUGGUCCCAUAGCAGUGUGGUGACCACUUGGGCCUCUGAGUGGCAGGUGACUCCCUUGAGGAUUCCAGGGGUCACCCCGUCCCUUCCCUCUGAGCCCCCCCCCAUGGUUCCAUGCACCCUGGAGACAUGUGCAGCCCCGCACCUGGCUACCCGGGGAGACGAGGACGGAGGGUGGAGCAGUGGUGCGGAAAGAGCCUUGGCGCCCCUCUGGGCCAGAUCGGGUUGGGACUGGCGUCCUGGGACCCUGGACAAGCGACCGGGGCUGGGUCUGACCAAACUGAGGUGGGACAAGAAGCGGAGGUUCCCGGGGAGGGGGUCCCCUCCCUUCGCCGGCGCUGGCACGGAGCGGCCCGCGGGCGGCGCGGUCCCUCCCGGGAGGCGGAGGAAGGCGGCAGGAGGGAGGAGGGAGGAGGAGGCAGGGAGGGGGCCGGAACCGAGCGGAGCCGAGCCGAGCCGAACGCAGCGGAGCGCAGGGAGGACCCGAGGGCGGAGCGGAGCGCGGCGGGCCGGGCCGAGCGACCCCCGAGAGGCCCCACGUCCCUCCGCGGCCCCCCCGUGCCUCCUCCCCCCGGUCGGCGCCGGGGUUGCCGCGAGCGGCGGCGGCCGAUCCUGGGAAGCGCUGACCUCUGCGGAGGCGGCGGGGGCUCAGCAUCGGGCCGGGGCCGGGGGGGCGCCGGGGCCGGGGGGCGGCGCUCCGGCCCGGCCCGGCCCCGCCCGAUGUCCAUGAGCGCGAACACCAUGAUCUUCAUGAUUCUGGGGGCGUCGGUCGUGAUGGCCAUCGCGUGCUUGAUGGACAUGAACGCGCUGCUGGACCGAUUCCACAACUACAUCCUCCCGCACUUGCGGGGCGAGGACCGCGUCUGCCACUGCAACUGUGGCCGGAACCACAUCCACUACGUGAUCCCGUACGAUGGGGACCAGUCGGUGGUGGACGCCUCGGAGAACUACUUUGUGACGGACAAUGUGACCAAGCAGGAGAUCGACCUGAUGCUGGGGCUUCUGCUGGGCUUCUGCAUCAGCUGGUUCCUGGUGUGGAUGGACGGCGUCCUGCACUGUGCCGUACGCGCCUGGAGGGCUGGACGGCGCUACGAUGGCUCGUGGACCUGGCUGCCCAAGUUGUGCAGCCUGCGGGAGCUGGGCCGGCGGCCGCACAGGCCCUUCGAGGAGGCCACAGGGAACAUGGUGCACGUGAAGCAGAAACUCUACCACAACGGGCACCCCAGCCCGCGGCACCUGUGAGCCGCGAGGGAACUUGCCGGGGCCACCGAGGCACUGGCCGCUGUACAGAUGUAAAAGGGACCUCAUGGACACCCGGGCCGGCAGGACUGGACAGCAGCCCUGGGCCAGGGGAAUCCGGGCUGUGGCCGGCCGGGAGAGUCCAGUGGAAGGUGCUGUCUCCUAUUCUUUUUAUAAAGGCGAUUGGGGUGGGGGCUGGGGUGGGGGAGGCCAAAGGGCCUCAGGGGACAGGACCCUGAGCCCCUGGCUGGGCAGGGCACGAGGGCAGACUCGGCCCCAGAGGUGCUGGGGGGGCAGGGAGGGUCCUGGGGGGGCAGGCAGGGGCGGGAACAGCCAGGUGCAUGGCCUGGGGCAGCAUGUUUGAAGCUGCUGUUUCCCGUGCUCUGCGUCUGUCUGGCCAGCCUGACAGAGGGGAGGAAGGUGAGGUGCAUCUGUGUGCACGGCUGCAGGGUGAGGCACAGGCCCCCAGCCCCACUGUGGCAGGUACCUCAUGUGAAGCCCACCCCUCUGUGGUCAGUAAAUUCUCCAGAAAGCUCCA
Callithrix jacchus (white-tufted-ear marmoset) is the source of this 2031-nucleotide messenger RNA. RefSeq names its product transmembrane protein 240 (gene TMEM240). The record is from RefSeq and is a predicted model, not a curated record. Gene Ontology annotation, cellular component: synaptic membrane. Lineage: Eukaryota; Metazoa; Chordata; Mammalia; Primates; Cebidae.